GAUGAGACUCUUUGGACGACCGACAUCUACCUGGAAGAGGAAAACCGCCUUGCAACCACAUCGCCUAUCGCCUCCCGCUCCCAUCAUCUGGAUUGGCCGCGAACAUACAGAGAUUGGGACACCACCACGGCUCCUCGAAAGAGGCUUCACCUCCCCCAUAAUACGUCACGACUCAUCUCCAAACACUUCUCGCCGCCGCCACAGCAUCCAAACAGACCUCACUGUAUCUCAACCCACAACAUCAAAGCCUCUUAUCAAAGACUCUCUUAUGGCGGGCGCAUAACUAUACAGGACAAUACCGUUUUAGGCUUAGUGAUUAAGCACAUGUCAUCCCCAACCUCAACCUCCCCUAAAUCCUCAUUUGUCUUCUCUCCUACCUCUUUUCCACAUGCUGCUAUAGCCUCAAACAACGUCAGGCCUCGCACAAACUUGCCUCCUCCACCUCCUCCUGAUCGCAUUCCUCCUCCCAAAGGACGGUCGCAUCAGCAGAAGUUUAAGAUCUUGAGAAAGGAAAAGGAUAAGGACAGAAGACAACCUAUAGAUUUGGAAGAUGACUGGACCAUUGAAGACGUGACUGUAAAUGGUGACGGUGUAGAGCAAGAAUCCCAAUAUUUGGACGACUUGCAACCGGAAGAGAACGAGUUGAAACCUGGACCGCGCUUCCUUGAAAUGGCUAAUCGUGAAGAGAAGAAAGAGAAGACUUCCAAGAGCAGGGGGCUCGUAAAGAAAACGUCUCGUCUCUUUGGCCGGGAUAAGGAUAAAGACCGGGGCAAACCUGAAGAACCAGCCGUCACAGGCAGCAGUUCAUCUACUCUCGCCGCUAUGCGCCAAUCAUCGUCAACCUCGACAGAUUCCACUACUUCUCGCAGUAUUACCUCAGCGUUCACACGUCAAAACUCUAUCCAGUCAAGACGAUCUCCUCGUACGAGCUUUGGUCAAGCUCAUUCUCGCCGUGCAUCCCAAGAUUCCCAAAUGUCCUGGCCGGCACCUAGGUCGAUCCGUUCAUCUACAACUUCACAUGACCCGUCAAGCGAUCCUCAGAACAGUGCUAGUAGUACCGGUGUUCCCAUCCCUCAACGACAGGGUGCUUCCAUGUCCUCUCUCUCCCGUUAUUCUCUUCCACACCCAAAUGGGGGUACGUCCAGAAGCCCAGAUACAUUUCCCAACAAAAUGUCAACUUGGUUCUCUCAUCUCCUUCCCGUAUCCUCCGGAUCCCCACCCUCCUCCAGCUACGAAACCUCUUCUUCUAUACGCAAGCAGUCUUCGGUUGCCGCAUCACUAUUCAACGCUGCAAGGCAAAAAGCGGUCGAUGGAGUCAGACACUUGCUGGACUCGGAGGCACAGCCGGAUAAGUGUAUGGAUACGAUAUGGGUAAGAGGUGUAGCUCAUCCAGGAUGGCGACCGAUUACACCCGAAAAUAGUACCAGCAACCUCCCUGCCCUUGAGCCCGGCGGUAGUGGAGGAGGAGUAGAAGAUAGAAGGGCGUCUCUGUCUAUGAACGGGCCAUCGCCUAACAGUCUUCGACCAUCCUCUUGGAAGCGCAACACCUCUCUUCCGCCAACUGGGCAGCCUCAAUCGCCCGCCCACGUACAUACGCAGGCGAGUAAUCAGACAACGUCUCCAAGUAAAGGUUUCACCGGUAUUUGGAACCCGUCGACGCUAUCGCUAGGUAUGCCGAUCGGUGGAUCUCCUAAUAAGGAAAAAGAGAAUGGAAGCGGGGCGGAAAGUCCGAGCAAAAAGAAAAGCAAAGAAAUUGUUAAAUGGCCAGAACAAUUCUACGAUGACUUCAAAUCAACUGUUUGGUUCACUUAUCGUAACCAAUAUGCGCCCAUAUCAUCACUCUCUCCGAAUCUUCUUAUCCCAUCCCCAGAAGCGUACUAUGCCUCUUUCGGACCUCCACUGGAUGCUACAUCUCCUUCCUCUCUGCGAGUGACUACUCCUACUGCCGCCGCGCAGCAAUCUGCUAGCGGAAGCGGUGGAUGGGGUUGGUCAAAAGAAGAGAGAGGAUUAACCAGCGAUGCUGGAUGGGGAUGUAUGUUGAGGACCGGCCAAAGUCUGCUGGUAAAUGCAUUGAUACAUAUUCAUCUAGGUCGAGAUUGGCGCGUUCCGAGUACGCCAGCUUCCUUUUCUGAAGCUACAACCACUCAGGAGAUUGCUGCUCUUAAAGACUACGCCAAGUAUGCUCAAAUGCUUUCGUGGUUUCUUGACGACCCUUCUCCUCUCUGUCCAUUCAGUGUCCAUAGGAUGGCACUUAUAGGUAAGGAGCUGGGCAAAGAAGUGGGCGAGUGGUUCGGGCCUAGCACGGCUGCCGGAGCAUUGAAGACACUUGCGAAUUCAUUUGCGCCCUGUGGAGUCGCUGUAGCCACCGCAACGGAUUCAAUCAUCUACAAAUCCGAUGUCUAUACUGCCUCGAACCUUCCUUCUGACGAUUGGAAUAGUAUAAGCCCAACAUUUAACUCUAGUAAAAAGAAAAGGCGAGGCGAUAACGAAGCGAAGGAAGAAAAGUGGGGCAAAAGGGCGGUGCUCAUUCUCGUUGGGGUACGGCUCGGACUCGAUGGCGUCAAUCCUAUCUACUACGACUCUAUAAAAGCCCUGUUCACGUUCCCACAGUCGGUAGGUAUCGCUGGUGGACGCCCUUCAUCAUCCUAUUACUUUGUCGGCUCUCAAGCGAAUCAUCUCUUCUAUCUUGAUCCACACUUAACGCGCCCCGCUAUUCCACUUCAAAUUCCACCACUACCUGUCCAUUCUGCAAAGGAAAAAGGAUCGACGGAGAGCAGCAGUAUAAUGAGCACAGCCGAAGAAGAAUCUGAAGAAGGUGUGAUGAUACGCACCCCGGAGACGCCAAGAUCGACUACCCCGUCCAUGUUCUCGGCUCCUGAGCAUGUAGAGGAUGAAGACCAAGAGGAGUGGGGGCAGGGCUCCAAGUAUAAGUUGGACGUGGUGGAUGCUGACGGUGUUGAAGUGGAAGGAAUUGACGAUGAUAAAGGCAGAAAUGAAGGGAAAAUGAUAAGGGAAGAGGUUCCAAAAAGCUCUUUCGAAUCGAACGGAGCGGCCCAGGAGCAGCCCAAGAAGCAGAAAGGUUUUACCUCUACUGCUUCUAUCGAUUCGCAGGUCGAUUCGCAGGUCGAUCCUCACAUGCUUUGGUACACUACCGCCUACCCCGAUCCUUUGCUGAGAACCUAUCACUGCGAGAAGAUCAAGAAGAUGCCUCUUUCGGGAUUAGACCCAAGCAUGUUACUUGGGUUUGUCUGCAAGGAUGAGGAUGAUUUUGAAGAUUUUGUGGAGCGAGUAGCCCAGUUGCCCAAGAAGAUUUUUACAGUGCAAGACGAGAUGCCAUCAUGGGAGGAAGAUGAUGAUGCCGGUCUCGAAUCUGUCUCAGAGCCCGAUUUUGAAGGAGACGAAUUCGAAGAGCCCGGAACAGCAAAACCUCGUUUCGACUCUUCCUCUCCCGUCAAUGAAGAUAGCCUCAAAGGCCCCAGGGUUGUUUCGGCGAGCACGACUGCUACACCUCUUGCCGCAAAAGAGGAGGAUCAUCUUGAUGUAGAAGAAGCGAAUAGCACAGAUGACGACAAUGAGUCUAUUGGCACCACCACAGCUGCUGGACCUAUGGAUAUCGCCAGACAUCUCAAUAGGGUCGAUCUCUCUUCAAAAAGGGAACAAGAAGGGGAUGAUGAUGAUGGGGAGUGGGUUGGAGGGACACCUUCAAGCCAAGGAGUACUUGUUGAACCUCCUUCGCUAAAGGGAACUCCAUCGAAAUCAAGAUCAUCCGCCUUUGAACCUCGCUAUGAACAGAAUGGAGAAACGGAACAAGAGAGACCUGUUUUCCCGGCGAGGAACAGGAUGGAGAGCUGGGUUGAACCUGUAUGUGAAGGGAAGGAAGCGCCGAACGGCGAUAAUUUGUUGUAAACUGUAUCAACUUCACAAAAGGUUUUUAAAUAGGUGGUUUUUAUGUUAGGAUAGAUUUGGUCAACAGCACGAGCUUUUAUGAACGUUCACUUGAUUUUUGGACGAAGAAUGAUGAUCGUCCAAGACCUUAGUUGCUAAACUUCAUGGAUGUGGCAAGUAUGAAGCAAAUAUUUGUACAAAGGAAAUGUAUGAGGGGGUGUAUAAGCAU
Messenger RNA from Cryptococcus deneoformans JEC21, 4114 nucleotides. RefSeq lists its product as hypothetical. The transcript is spliced from 7 exons. The record is from RefSeq and is a predicted model, not a curated record. Lineage: Eukaryota; Fungi; Basidiomycota; Tremellomycetes; Tremellales; Cryptococcaceae. The coding region runs from base 325 to 3906 and encodes 1193 amino acids. Gene Ontology annotation, molecular function: protein-phosphatidylethanolamide deconjugating activity.